Messenger RNA from Anopheles maculipalpis, 4858 nucleotides. RefSeq names its product multidrug resistance-associated protein 1-like. Bases 122 to 4714 code for a protein of 1530 amino acids. Gene Ontology annotation, biological process: transmembrane transport. The transcript is spliced from 6 exons. Lineage: Eukaryota; Metazoa; Arthropoda; Insecta; Diptera; Culicidae. The record is from RefSeq and is a predicted model, not a curated record. Gene Ontology annotation, cellular component: membrane. Gene Ontology annotation, molecular function: ABC-type transporter activity; ATP binding; ATP hydrolysis activity.
UGGGUGUAUAAAACGGUACCGAUUACCGGGUGGAGGGUUUCAGUCUCGACGUAACAGUGCUCUUGUACGGUCGACAAUAGUGCGCUGAAGUGACGUGUUUGCCAUAAGCAAAAGGUCCACGAUGACCUUCGAGGACUUCUGUGGUGGUCCGUUCUGGGACGAGGAGUUCGUAUGGGACAUAGACAAUCCCAACCUGACGUUCUGUUUCCAGCGCGUCAUCCUCCAGUGGGUGCCGUGUUUGUUUCUGUUCGUGUUCUCCAUCUACGACAUCUUGAAGAUUACCGAAAGUCGGUACCGAGACAUACCAUGGAACUGGUACAACCUCUCGAAGAUGCUAGUGAUAUUCCUGCUUAUGUGCAUGUCCUGGAUCGAUCUCGGCAUGGUGCUGGGCUAUCAGGAUGAGCAGGGUUUGUACGAUGUGCAGAUCCUGACGGCCGUGUUUAAUGCGCUGGCUUAUAUCGAUUUGCUUGUGUUGCUGUUUUUCAUGCGAGAGUAUGGAGUACGCACGUCGGGUACGAUGUUCAUGUUUUGGUUCUUGCGAAUGUUCUUCGGCAUUAUUCAGCUUCGCACGGAGGUGCAGGAGAACGAUAAGCGACCGAACGCGAUAGGCUCCGGUGACACGGUAGACUUUUGGGAGUAUCAAUACGUCAGUUACAUCAUCCAGUACUCCUUCAUCUGCUUGAUGCUUGUGCUGGAGCUGUUCCCUGACAAAGCUCCCAAGAUUAGUCACUAUCCAGAGUCGAAGAAACCGAACCCGGAGCUCAGCUCAAGUUUCUUCUCCAAACUCCUGUUCCUGUACUUUGAUUCGUUCGCCUGGAAAGGAUUCCGUAAACCACUCACCAUGGAAGAGAUGUAUGACAUCAACCCUCAGGACACGUCAAGCGAGCUGGUUCCUCCCUUUGACAAGUACUGGGACAUGAGCGUCGUUAGUGGGCGCAAAAAACAGAUCGCCGCCGACAAAAAGGCCGGAAAAACGAACAUCGAGUACAAACCACACUCCGAAACGAACGGAUCAUCCCUGUACGCGAUGGUACGGGCAUACGGUGCACCAUUUUGGUUCGCGGGAAUGCUACAACUGGCGAUAUCCGGACUCCAGUUCGCCUCGCCUUAUCUCAUGCAAGAAAUGAUGGCGGUUAUUGCACUGGAUGGUCCUGUGUGGAAGGGUUUGUUGUUAACGUUCGCAUUGUUUGCUGCGUCGCUGCUGCUGGCUCUACUUAACGGCCAGUACUACUACAACACCUUCCUGAGCGGAUUCCGCAUCCGUACCGGGCUGGUGAGUGCGAUAUACCGGAAGGCAUUGCGAAUUUCGAGCGCAGCCAAGAAAGACACCACCGUCGGUGAGAUCGUCAAUCUGAUGGCAGUGGAUGCGCAACGAUUCUUCGAACUUACGUCGUACAUGCACAUCCUAUGGUCGGGAGUGUUGAUCAUCGCACUAUGUGUGUACCUCCUGUACGAUAUUCUGGGUGCGGCUGUAUUUGCCGGACUGGGUGUAAUGAUCCUGAUCACCCCUGUGUCUGGUGUGAUUGCAACGAAGAUGCGUGAUGCUCAGGUUGCUCAGAUGAAGAUCAAGGAUGAUCGUGUGAAGAAAAUGAACGAAAUCCUCGGUGGCAUUAAGGUGUUGAAGCUGUACGCUUGGGAACCCAGCUUCCAAGAUUCCAUUUUAACCGUGCGUAAGGAGGAAAUCGGAAUUCUGAAACGCAUGGCCUAUUAUGGAGCUGGUAUCUACUUUACGUUCACUAUUGCGCCAUUCCUGGUUACGCUCGUGUCAUUCGCUGUAUACGUGCUUAUGGAUGAGGAAAACAUUUUGGAUCCACAGACUGCGUUCGUGUCGCUAGCCCUAUUCAAUAUUCUUCGUUUCCCGCUCGGUAUGCUUCCCAUGAUGGUGACGUUUUCCAUGCAAGCUUGGGUAUCGGUGAAGCGUAUCGAUAAGUUCCUGAACAGUGCUGAGCUGGAUCCCAGCAAUGUGACCAACCACAAGAGCGAUGAAGCACUCACGAUCAAGGAUGGAACGUUUUCGUGGGGAGACGAAACACCUACGCUGAAGAACAUCAAUCUCUCGCUUCGUAAGGGACAACUAUCGGCGAUUGUUGGUACGGUUGGAACUGGUAAAAGUUCACUGAUCUCAGCCCUGCUGGGUGAGAUGGAGAAGAUAAGUGGAGUGGUAAAUACGGACGGAUCAAUCGCGUAUGUCCCACAACAAGCCUGGAUUCAGAAUGCGACGCUACGUGAUAACAUUCUCUUCGGUAAAGCAUUUGAUCAGAAGAAAUACGACAACGUGAUCGAAUGUUGUGCCUUAAAGCCUGAUCUGGAGAUGCUUCCUGGUGGAGAUACGACCGAGAUUGGUGAGAAGGGUAUCAACCUUUCGGGAGGACAGAAACAGCGUGUUGCAUUGGCGCGUGCAGUGUAUGCCGACUCUGAGAUCUACCUGUUCGAUGAUCCUCUGAGCGCUGUGGAUGCUCACGUAGGAAAACACAUAUUUGAGAAGGUGAUUGGACCAUCGGGAAUGCUAGUGGGUAAAUCGCGUCUCCUGGUUACACACGGUAUUUCCUACUUGCCGUUUGUGGAGAACAUUUUUGUCGUUAAGGAUGGAGAGAUCUCGGAGAGCGGAUCAUACCAGCAACUACUUGAUCAGAAGGGUGCAUUCGCCGAGUUCCUCACGCAACACAUCCAAGAGCUGGACGAAGCCGAUGAGGACGAAAUUAAACUAAUCCAAGAAUCACUCAAGGAUGAAACGGCCAAACGUAUUGUGGAACGCUCGCUGUCAGUGACAUCUGGUCGAUCCGCCGGCAGUAACGGUAGUCAGCGUAAGAAGCGCAUCAGCCGCCAAGAGUCCAAGGCAAGCGCCAAAAAGGAGGAUCCCAUUAUACAGAAUCUGGACAAGGCGACACUGAUCGAAAAGGAAGAAUCUGCUACCGGCGCUGUAACGUGGGCUGUUUACAAGAAAUACGUCACCGCCAUCGGGUUUCAGUUCGGGUUCUGGUCGGUGGUGUUUAGCGCAAUCAAUCAAGGUAGCGGUAUUUACUCGAGCAUGUGGCUUACCGAUUGGUCCGAAGAUCCAGAAGCCAUCACUGACACAUCGGUGCGUGAUAUGUAUCUCGGUGUAUAUGGCGCUCUGGGAGGAGUUCAAUCGAUCGCUCUGUUCAUUGGAUCGGUCUUGCUGGCACUUGGAUGUUUGAAGGCAGCCGAAGAAUCACACAACAAGCUGCUGGAGAGCUCCAUGCAUAUGCCGAUGUCCUUCUUCGAUACGACGCCACUUGGACGUAUCAUUAAUCGAUUUUCAAAAGAUGUGGACGUAGUGGACAACAUUCUACCGGCGACAAUCCGCGCCUGGUUGUUGAUGUUGUUCAGUGUCAUCGGUGUGUUCAUCGUGAUCGGUAUCUCUACUCCGAUCUUCCUUGCGAUAGUACCACCGCUGAUGGUGAUCUACUACUUCGUACAGCGGUUCUAUAUCGAAACGUCGCGACAGUUGAAGCGAUUGGAGUCCGUCACAAGAAGUCCAAUCUACUCACACUUCGGAGAGAGUAUCGGUGGACAGUCAACGAUCCGAGCCUAUGCUCAGCAGGAACGGUUCAUCAAGGAGUCAGAGUAUCGAGUGGACUACAAUCAACUUGUGACUUAUCCCACUAUUCUAGCCAACCGUUGGUUGGGUGUUCGGUUGGAAAUCAUCGGAAGUUUGGUGAUUUUGUUUGCGGCCCUGUUCGCUAUCCUGGCUCGUGACACCAUUGGUCAGGCAACGGUUGGACUCUCGAUCAGUUAUGCGUUACAGAUUUCCAAUGUGUUGAGUUUCCUCGUGCGUAUGACGGCUGAAGUGGAGACGAACAUUGUCGCUAUUGAACGUUUGGAGGAGUACACUGUACUACCACGGGAAGCUGAGUGGCAGAAGGGUACAGUGGACAAAGCAUGGCCUGCAGAAGGAAAGGUCGAGUUCAAGGACUACCAGAUCCGUUAUCGCGAGGGUUUGGACUUGGUCAUUCGAGGUAUCUCGCUUGGAGUUCGGGGAGGAGAAAAGAUUGGUAUCGUUGGACGAACUGGAGCAGGAAAGUCCAGCUUAACACUUGGUCUCUUCAGAAUUGUCGAAGCGGCCGGUGGACAAAUCAUCAUCGACGGACUUGACAUCUCCAAAAUGGGACUGCAUCAGCUCCGUAGUCGGUUGACCAUCAUUCCUCAGGAUCCAGUCCUAUUCUCCGGUACUCUUCGGAUGAACGUGGAUCCCUUCAAUAACUUCAGCGAUGAUCAGGUGUGGAAGGCACUCGAGCUAUCCCAUCUGAAGGCAUUCGUGAAGGGUCUUACUGCGGGCCUGGAACACGAGAUCGCUGAGAACGGUGAGAAUCUUUCGGUUGGACAGAGACAACUCGUCUGCUUAGCUCGAGCCAUCCUUCGAAAAACGAAGGUGUUGAUCUUGGAUGAGGCUACGGCGGCCGUAGAUCUGGAGACGGAUGACUUGAUUCAGGUAAGCAUAGUCUUAGCUAGGAUCUACUCAGAAAGUUGUAAUAAAAUUUCUUAUUCUUUACCAUCACAGAAAACAAUCCGUACGGAGUUCGCCGAGUGUACGAUCCUCACCAUCGCUCAUCGACUGAACACGAUCCUCGACUCGGACCGUGUGCUGGUACUCGACAAGGGUUUGGUAGCCGAGUGUGACUCACCUCAAAACUUGCUAGCGAACAGAGACUCGAUAUUCUUCAGUAUGGCAAAGAACGCUGGUAUAGUAAGCUAAUAAUCGACCCAUACUUCGGUGCAGUGUGUGUUCAACUAGCAUAAGAAGAUCCAUUUUGUAUGUAAGUGUUAAUAGUUUAGCGUGUUUUUACGUACUUCUACGUCAUUAACUUAAGCACGAGCAGUGCCAUCGAAACCAAAUAAA